GGAGGCUCAGGAAUUCCAGAGUCUUUGAACAAUAGACGCGCUGGGCGAAUAAAGGCUCUUCGCAUGGAUUUAUUUUAACAGUGAUCCGACUGGAAUGUCCGUCCAGGGCUAGGGACUAGAAACACGGAUUGCGGCCAACUUGGAGCUGGACUGGGUCCGAUCUACCAUAACAUGGAACAUGGGUAAUCCUGGAGAUCUGGUUACUGUGGCGACUAUGACCUGAUGGUAGGGUAGGAUGCAGGAUCUGAAAUUACAGUUGGAAUGGAAGAGAUUCUGUGGCAGGUUCUGGAGGAAAUGUAAACAGGAGCUGGAAGCAAAUCGGUACACUGUUACUGCACGAGCACUGCUCCGGAGCACAGAGAACUGGUACCACAGCUUAAAAUGUUGAAGACGUUGCACUGGCAAUUUCCUGCUUCCUCAGCUCCCUAUUUAUACCUUAAGCUAAGAUUCCAUUGGCUGCUGGAGCUAGAACCCCUCCCAGGAAGUGAGAAGGGCACUGAUGACACAGCUCCCAGCCUGCUUCACUCUGGAAUCCAGGAUCGGGGUCCACGGCUCCCCGCCGACCUGCCCACACACCUUGCCCAGCGCCAACAGCCCCCGACUGGAUUCCAGGUGCGUUAUAUAAAAAGAAUGAAUGGAUAUCCAAACACCAGUAUCAGUAUGCUGGGGAAUUCUACAAUGGGUCCAGAUGCUGAUUGCAUCGUUCAUGAAAAGUUUGAAUGGAUUUUUACCUACCAACCAAUUUACAUGUGGUUCAUUUUUAUCUUGGGCUUCAUAGAAAACCUGUUCGUCAUCUCAGUCUUUUUGCUUCAUAAAAACCGCUGCACGGUGCCGGAGAUCUACCUGGGGAACAUGGCGGCGGCUGACUUGAUCUUUGUCAGUGGGCUUCCCUUCUGGGCCAUCUACAUUUCCAACAAAUUCUACUGGCCAUUCGGCAGCUUUCUCUGCUUCGCGGUCAAUUCCCUGAUCCAGCUGAAUCUGUUCAGCAGCAUCUACUUCCUCAUGAUGGUCAGUAUAGACCGGUACUUGGCUUUCGUGAAGACCAUGUCCGUUGGCCGUCUGAGAAGAGCUGGAUGUGCCAAGGUGAACUGUGCAAUCAUCUGGGUCUUUGCCCUGGUAGUGAGUUUGCCCAAUGUCGUAUUCCGAAAAGUGCUAUUUCUUCCAAGUUUAAACACUACCGUCUGUGCUACCUUUCCACCCUCCGACGACUGGCACAUUGCCACAAAUAUCUUACUGAACCUUGUUGGCUUUUUGAUACCGGUCAUUGCCAUCACAUUCUGCACUGUCCAGAUUACAUACGUCCUGAGGAAUAAUACCAUGCAACACUUCAAGGAAGUGAAUAAUGAAAAAAAAGCCACCUGGCUGGUGGUGUCUGUGCUUUUGCUGUUUAUAGCAUGCUGGCUUCCCUUCCAUAUUUCUGCUUUCAUUGAUACGCUGGACCUAUUAAAGCUUUUCCCCAAAUGUGCUGUGACGGAAUUCAAUCACAUUUUUAACCAAAUUUCUACCUACAUUGCCUAUAGUAACAGUUGCAUUAAUCCACUCCUAUACGUCAUGGUUGGUAAUCAUUUUAGGAAGAAAACAAGAGAGGUCUACAGCCCCCUUCUACCUGAAAGGUACCGACCGAGGAAGUCGUCGGUCCAAAUGGACACUUCAGACACAACGCGGGUUUCCUUCUCUAUAGAAACUCCCAAGAAAAGAGUAAUUCCCUGAGGCCACCGACAGAUUGUCUAGUUGUAAUAUAUGUUAUAUUGUACAUGAAUUUCACUCCUCUAUAUUUAUAUUGCUGACUUAAAUUCAUCCAUCUCCUAAUGGAAGCAGCCAUGUUGUGGUCAACAAACAAGUUGUGAGUGCUUCAGCCUACAAAAUGUCUGUCUUCAUUGGGUGAAGAAAGAUGGCUGCCUACGGCCCAACCCUGCUGAUUAUAGGUUGCCAUACUGGACAAAUCCUUCUGCGUGUUCCUUGGGCUUAGCAUCCAGAAGACCCAGGGCCUGAAAGUGUACUUGGAAUAGCCUGCACAAGCCAGCAUCAUUCAUUGACUGGAUCAAUGUCAAGACAUUCGUUUAAGGGCUUUACACAUGGUAGCUUGCCAAUGCUGGUACCAAUAUGGUGGCCAGCUCCAGCUAUGUUUUACAUUAGCCUAUAGAGCUCUGAUUCAUUUCUUCAGUUUUUGCUUUGAAUUGUUUGUCCAUAUGUUUCCCUUCAGCUAUUUUCCAUUUGACCAGUUUUGCGACUUCGGAAAGGGUCGUAAUUGCAUGCCAAGAAUUGGUUUACUCUUCAGUAAUUAUUUAUCAGUGUUUUCAUGCCUAUUGGAACACUUACCAGCACCUGUGUGUGCCUUGUCCUUAUAGUGUCACACCAGGGAGUAUAUAACUUGCUGCACAGAGCAAGGAAGUGCCAUAACCCAUAGUAACCAGAUAGCAACUUUUUUCUGUAGUGAGGCUAAUGGAACGCAAUAGCCAACUGGCUGCUAUGGUUACAUCACAUUUUGUUUGCACCAUUUUAAUUGAUCAGACUUGACAAUGCAAUUGUGGUGUUGAAAAGGAGGCCACUCACCAUGCCACAUAUAAUUACCAGUGAGGUGGCUGAGGGUUGGAACCAGGCACCAUGGUCACUGUUACAGUAAUGGUAUCCCCAAGGGCUAAUGUAUCAACGAGUCUUAAAACUUGUUGUGAAUUAUAUAACUCAUUGGGGGAUAUUCAAUUGUUUGAAAAGUCAGUUGGGUGUCUGUUUUUUCCUAUCUAACAGACAGGACAAAACAGACACACCCAACCGACUUUUCAAACAAUUGAAUUCCACCCAUUGUGCAUGAUAAAUGGUGCUCCAACUGUCAUUUUUCAAACAUAUGACAGUUGGGAGCGGAUUGGCUGGAGCAUACGCAACAAGUUUUAACACUCGUUGAUAAAUAGGCCCCUAUAUAAUCUGAGCCACCUAUUAAAAUUAGGAAACCCGUCUCAUUGGCUUUAGCAACUCUAUAACCUUUGUAGUAAAAUCUCUGGGACAUUUUCCUUUAAAAUACUAUUCCUAUGCACUUAGUUACGUUUUACCCCUCAGUCUUCAAUAAUAAGUCAAUAUAUAAAGCUUAGAUGAUGGCUUCAGUGUUCAAAUUCCUUUGCCAAUCACUUUGCAAAGAAAUUGGGUUGAAACUUAUUGAUAACAGGUGCAAAGAAAUGAUUCAUUGUGCAUAACAGGUUUCUGUGUUUCACUGAUGUAUGUCUAUAAAAAUAAAGUCUAAAUAAACCCAACUUAUAAAGUA
This is a messenger RNA of Pseudophryne corroboree (corroboree frog), 3253 nucleotides long. RefSeq names its product B2 bradykinin receptor-like. Gene Ontology annotation, biological process: positive regulation of cytosolic calcium ion concentration; cell chemotaxis; G protein-coupled receptor signaling pathway. NCBI's taxonomy places the organism in Eukaryota, Metazoa, Chordata, Amphibia, Anura, Myobatrachidae. The transcript has 2 exons. The coding region runs from base 382 to 1710 and encodes 442 amino acids. Gene Ontology annotation, cellular component: membrane; external side of plasma membrane. Gene Ontology annotation, molecular function: C-C chemokine binding; bradykinin receptor activity; C-C chemokine receptor activity. The record is from RefSeq and is a predicted model, not a curated record.